Messenger RNA from Anastrepha obliqua, 4963 nucleotides. RefSeq lists its product as uncharacterized. Bases 1 to 4770 code for a protein of 1589 amino acids. Gene Ontology annotation, molecular function: zinc ion binding. NCBI's taxonomy places the organism in Eukaryota, Metazoa, Arthropoda, Insecta, Diptera, Tephritidae. The transcript is spliced from 6 exons. The record is from RefSeq and is a predicted model, not a curated record.
AUGUCACACGCUCUGCAACCGUUGAAUCAAAAAACGGCUGCGCGACCACAUUUGCCGCUACCAAAAACGUUGGGACGCCGCGCCCAAUUGCUAGCCACAAAAAAUUGGUGGAAAAUCUGUUUUGUUUACGGUCAUGAUCCGACAAAAUUUUACCGUGAAAUUAGCUACAAUACAAACGACACACAAACGACCAAAAAAGAAUCAAAAUCUACAGAAGUUACUGAAAUAAUAAAUAAAGAAAAAGUCACUACCAACACCGCUGUUGCCGUCCGUAAUACGGAGGCUGCUGAUUCACUGCGCUCAGCGGCUUUGUCACUGGACAGUGGGAGCGCAUCCCAACCUUCGCUGAGCUCAUUAAAUGACUGCGCUAAAUUAUUUCCACGCAAUAUGCCCAGCAUAAGGCGUAGUCGUCGGCGUGUAGGUGCCAAAACGGCGACUGGCGUUGCGAGUGCUGCGGGUAUUGAAGGCAGCGAAGAGUUGCCAGCGAUUGCGACAAAUGCCAGCGGAGCGCGACAGUCACAUUUGGCGGUUGCCAAACCAACCAAGCACAAAUCCAACACAGCUGGUGGCAGCAUAUUGCAACGCGUCGACAGUAGCUGCCACAAAUCGAGCGUCUCUAAAGUCACGAAGUUGACGCCGAGAAAAUUGAAGGCGCCAAAGUGUGGCCAAAAGCGUCAACACAGCCGCCGUACGCCAUUCAUGGAGAAUAGUGAGUGUGCAGUAGAUGGCGGAAAGAGGCAAACGUUGCCGUGUAAUCAAAUUGGUGAACGGCGCAACAAAAGCAACAUAAACUGCAGUGACAAUAACAGCAAGAGCAAUGCCGCCUUCAGACAAAUAUUAGCGCCAACUGCUACCGACGCGUCAUUUAUAGAAUGCACGCCGUUACAAAAUGCGGUCAAAGCGCGCUGUCACAAGCAUAGCAAGCAAGCGCACAGCGUUGAACGGCAGUGGCAGCCACGCGAGCAACAAAGCGAUUUACAAGUGCAACAGCAGCAACCACAGCAGAAGGUGCUUAAAAUCGCGCAACAACAACAACUGCAAACACAGCAGUGCUCUCUGCAACAUGCAACAAAACCGUUAAAAUUGUCACUGCUGCCAAAUGUCGACGCGUUGUCGCAGACAUUUUCAGUCGCUAGCGCGUCGUGGCGCGCCAGCUCCAUCACCGACCACUUGGCCACUGUUGGCUCACUGCCUUCACCCUCAGCCAUCUCACAGACACAUUCACAACAAUCCAGUCUUAUUAGCUAUGAUAUGAGUCGUUCUACUAGUCGCCAAAGUUGCUUCGAGCCAUUACCAAAUGCGACCAGAGUCACGACAACAACAACAACGCCGAAAACGAAGGGGCAAGCCUGUCCAACUCAUUCCGGUAGCAAACACCACCACCACCACCACCAUUUGGAUGACACAUUUCUGUCAUCGGGCAUUUCGUGCGGUGAUGGCGAAACACAAUCUGAAGCGAGUUGCGCCUCACCAGCGUUCCGCUUGACGCCAAAUAGCGCAGGGUGCUGUCAGCAAAAUAUACAUGGCAGCAACAACAAUGUUGAUAUAGAGAAUAUGGAGGAUGCUGAAGACGCAUUAAUUGAGGCUGAGGUGGCUCAACUUACAGCCAAUUUGCGUCGUGACGAAAAAGCGUCCAAGUGGCACAUGCCUGGCGUUGCAGCAACUGCGAAAGCAUCGACUGCAAAAGCUAAUAUGUGCACAACGGCAGUUGAAGCGGUGACAGUAAGCGCGACUGCUGUAGCAAAGAAAGUUGCCACAAAUGAGGCAACAAUGUCAACAACUGUCACAGAAACAAUUGCAGCAACAACAACAACACUGUUGCCAGCAGCGCUAAAUGUUGCCGAUCUACGCAAUUUGAAAGUGCGUCGUAAUCGUAAUGCUGUUUGGAUAGAUGGCGGCGAAUGCUGCGGCAUUACAGCACCCAUAGCCGAGGAUGCGCAACUAAGUGAUAUUGAAGAGCAGUUGGCACGUUUACCAACGAGCGAUGAAGUGGAUAUGAAUUGUGCAGCGCAGGGAGAAGCAAUAGAGAAAAUGUCAAGAGAAUUGGUAGCAAGCAACGCAAUCGAAAAAGUAGCAGCAACAGCGUCACUAGCGUCAACAACAAAGUCUGCAGCUACAUGCCUGCAACAUAAGCUUGCCACCAGCACGCGUGAACCUCCAUCCCGCCUCUCAUCAUCCUACACCUCAUUAACCCAUCAACAAUUGCUGCUCGAAGUCACCAUGCAACAGCCGACCAACUAUUACACACAAACCGAAAGUGAAUUGCUGCAACUAGAAGCUGCCGGUGGACAUUUACCCGAAUACGAACAACUACAACCAGAAGCCUCAUUAUUGCAAACACAGACACAAACAGCAACCUCCUCAUCAUCUCAACAGCAGCUGUCACAGUUACAACAGUCGACACAAGCACAACAAACACUCCCAACAACAAUAACAUCUCUCAAUAAUUUGGAACGUGCCACGCCCAAUUCAUCCACAGCCGCCACACCUACACCGACCACUGCUAGCAAUUUGGAAGCAUCAUCGAGCAGCACAAGCAACGGUGGCGGCAGCAGUAAUAGUACGACCCCUCAACAUUUUGCGGCUCCACUACAGCGUCGCUGCCAAGCACCGCCACCAUCAUUGCCACUCAGCUCGAUUUCAUCACCGCUGCGAGCAGCCAACUACAAGACGGCUGCCUAUCAUCAGCACCAACAUCAUCAGCAGCAGUUGGAAUUCCAGCGAAAUUCCCAAUCGGACGAUGAUAGUGGCUGCGCGCUAGAGGAGUACACGUGGGUGCCGCCAGGGUUACGACCGGAUCAGGUCCGCUUGUACUUCUCACAACUGCCCGACGAUAAGGUACCUUAUGUCAACAGUGCCGGCGAAAAAUAUCGAGUUAAACAGUUACUGCACCAGUUGCCACCGCAAGAUAACGAGGUGCGCUACUGCCACUCACUAAGCGAUGAGGAGCGUAAGGAGCUGCGCAUAUUUUCGGCACAAAGAAAACGUGAAGCAUUGGGACGUGGUGCCGUGCGUUUACUUUCGGAUGAGAGGCCUUGCAAGGGGUGCGAUGAGCCAUUAUCCGCCGGUGACAUUGUGGUCUUUGCCCAACGUGUCGGCUCUCAGAUUUGCUGGCAUCCUGGUUGUUUCGUUUGUUGCGUUUGCAAGGAAUUACUUGUGGAUUUGAUUUAUUUUCAUCGUGAUGGCAAUCUCUAUUGUGGCAGACAUCACGCCGAGACGCAGAAGCCGCGUUGCUCCGCUUGCGAUGAGAUUAUUUUCUCGGAUGAAUGCACCGAAGCGGAAGGUCGCACCUGGCACAUGAAACAUUUCGCCUGCUUCGAAUGUGAACAUCAACUUGGCGGGCAGCGCUACAUCAUGCGUGACGGCAAGCCCUACUGCCUCAGCUGCUUUGACACCAUGUUCGCUGAAUACUGCGACUAUUGCGGCGAAGUGAUCGGUGUCGAUCAGGGACAGAUGAGUCAUGACGGACAGCACUGGCAUGCCACUGACCAAUGCUUCUCAUGUUGCACUUGUCGCUGUUCGCUCUUGGGCAGACCAUUUCUACCGCGCCGUGGCACAAUUUAUUGUUCGAUCGCUUGCAGCAAAGGUGAGCCGCCCACACCAUCCGACACCAGUUCAGGACCACAGCUGCGACCGACACAUCGUGCCAGCACAACAAGUCAAAUUGCGCGUUCACCAAGACCGGGGGCACGUCAUAAGGGCAAUAGUGGUGGUGUGACCGGUAGCAACGGGAAGAGCGCAGGCAGCGCAGGUGAUUUGUUAGAAAGGCAAACGCGUCAGCGAAUGGAGGUGGGCAUUGAUCGACUUAUGAUCGUAGGCAAGCUGGCGGCGGGAUGUGAUGAUGUUAUGCCACCACUACCAGGGGUACCACGGCCAGCGCAUCCGCCACCCAUCGACCUCACCGAGUUGGGCAUUAGUUUGGACAAUAUCUGCGCAGGCGAUAAAUCGGUCUUUGGCGAUACAGGAAAUCUCACCUCUUCGCUGCCAGACAUGCUGAUGUCAAAGGGCGAGGACUCGCAUAGCUAUCAAAGUAUUGACAAAAUCAACAUAAACUCACCGAGCGCAUCGGAACUUACGCAAAGCACACAAGAGAUUACCAACGAGCUAGAGCUCGAAAAUGAUAACGAAAACUGCGAGCUACCACAUGACAACUAUGAAAUGCUAUUGAAUGUGAAACGCGCGCUUAACAAGUCCGAUGUUGAUGAUGACGACGACGAUGACGAUGACGAUGAGGAUCACAGUGACGCACCAGGAAACGAGGCCAAUGCACGCUCACACCUCAAAGAGGUGCGCUUCCAUAGCGUGCAGGAUACCAUGUCACGCUCGAAGAGCUAUACGGACAGUACCAACGCGCGGCGUAGACGACGAAAGCGAAAUCAAUCGCGAAGCUCCUCUGAAAUGCAAAUAAAUCAGACAAACCUACGACUGCACAAUGCGCAAACGCAUACAGCGGGCGUACACAACAAUCCUGACAAUGGCGACGCGGCAAGUGUCUGUUCAACCUGUUCGUCCAGCUCGUCCAGUGAUAUGGAUGACUAUUUAUAUCGAAUACCUGCGCGCAGACACUAUGGCGGAGUGCGCGUGUCCUAUGUACCAAACGAUGCGAUCGCUUACGAACGCAAGCGCAAACAAGCGGCCAGUGAGCAGCAUUUGGGCAAUGGUGGGGGUGGAGGUGGGGCGUCGUUGAUUGGUGGCACAGCAGCAACAAUGACUGCAUCGACAAGUGGCGCAACGAGUGGCGGGGAGACGAAAAGUUGUAUCAUUUCAUGACAGCCUCCGAUCUUACCACCACCACCGCUCAGCCUUUGCAGCUACUAUAUACUGGACACGAUAUUGGAGGAGCGACGAUUGGUAAUGGAGGAAAAGCGACCGGGUUGUUUAAAGCGCGUUUGGCGCAUGCUAACUGCCGGUGGCAAGGGUAAGAAGACAGCAGAGGAGAUGCAAAGUGUUUAGAGUGAACUAA